AAUAAUAAAUAAAAACACAAUUAAAACAAAAAAAAAUCAAAGAUUUAUAAUUUCGAAUAUAUAAUUGCAUAUAAGUUUAUAUAUAUUUUUCAUUAAAAAUAAUAUAAAUCUAAACAAACAAACUAAUAAAUAAAUAAAUUAAACAACCUUUUAAUGAUAGAAACUGAAAGUUAAGAAAAUUCAGAAUUGCUUCCAAGUAAACCUCGAUAGCGGUCACCGCUAUAAAUACCUUCCACUUCAGACUCUUCUCCUUAGAUUUAGCAGAUCGCUGCUAAAUAAUCAAAUACAUAAUCUGCUAAAGACUAAUAAGAAAAAAUUCUUUAAGAAUAAAUAUAAUUUUCUGAUUUCUAAAAUGCCACUCCUUCAAAUGAUUCCUUGUAUCAAAUUUAAUAAUAAUUAAGUAAAAUCAAUAGCUCAAAGUCUGCUUGUGCUGCUAUUAAGGCAGCUGUUGAUUUUGUAUAGCAUAACUAAUUUUGCAAGCGCCACUCUAUUGCUUUGUCACCAAGUUUAAGUUAGAAAUCUAAUAAUCGCUCGUCUAUUACAAAUCAGAUGAAUGCCACAAAUAACUCCAACGCUUAGGCUGGAGGAGAAAUAGACUCUUCAAUAGAUACAUUUUAAAAUAGAAAUAAGUUAAAACACUAAAUAUCUAAGGUAGAUAAUAACCAAAAAAAGCAAUUAUAAAAUAAUAAUUUAGAUCAUUCAAAAUAAAAUAAAGUAAUGAAUUAAAAUAACACAUCUGUUCCUUUGUGCGGCUCUCUCACAUAAGUCGAAAAUAACGACCACUCAAGUGACUACUUAUCUAGUGCAGAAUCUGACUCUAGUGAAAGUAGCAGUGAAGAGUAUAUACACCAAUGUUAAAAGAAAUUAUUAGGAUUAAAUCGAAGUAAAAACACCAGCUCUGACAGUACUAAUGCAAGUAGCAGCCACAAUUAGUAGUUCUAAACUAUAUCCUAACAAUAGCAGUAUCCUCUCCAAUUUGUUUGUGUUGAGUUAAACUGCACAGAAGAAUUUAAAUACUGUUGCGUUAAAUGCUUGAGCUCAGGUGGUCACGAAAAUCAUUAAGCAAUCUGCGUGAAGACAAUUAAUUAAUAAAUUUAAUCGCAGCUUAAGAUGAAUAAGUUGAGCUCGGUAAAACAAAAAAUAGACUAGCUAUUUGAUAACCUAGAAGAAAAGCUCAAAUAGUGUAGACAUAUCUUGAAUAAUUAAUUUAAUGAAGCUUAGUCUAAUUUGUAGUAAGAAGCAGAGAGUGCUUUGAAUCCUAAAGCUAGUCUCGAAUAAAAAGUUUAAAUUUGGAAAGCUUAUUAUUAAUCAGAAUAGGCAAUAAUUAUGGAACACUUAAAUUUCAUAUUAGAAAAGAGUGAUCUAUUUUUCAACUAAAUUGGAUCUAGGAUAGUCAACUUAAAUCCUAAAUAGCUUUUGCAUAUCAAGUAGAAUACUAAAUAUGACAUCCUUUUCUAGCAAUAAUUAAAGUCAAUAGAACAAGAGCUUUAAAAAGCUGAAUCAAAUUUAAGUUCUAGAGCUAAGCAAGCUUUAGCUGCCUUACCACAAUUUAACUUUUAGAGCGAAGAAUUAGAAAAUAGCUCAGCUGUCUCCAUUAAAAAAUUUGAAUAUCCUGAAAGAAUAGAAUUUUGCUAAGUUGAUAAAAAAGGUGAACAAAAUGGUCGUUGUCUCAUAUUUUGGAAAGAUGGAGCUUACAGAGUGGGCUACCAUCGCGGAGGUUAUUCCUAAGGUAUCUGCAGAAUGGUAUGGGAAAACGGUAACGUUUAUUAAGGCGAAUACGUCAAUGACUGCAAAUAAGGAUAAGGCUUUUUCAUAAAAUAUUCUGAUAAUACUACAUAUUUUGGUUCUUUUGAAUAGGACGCCAAAAACGGAUAUGGUAUUGAGUAUUACCCAAAUAAUACUUAAUAUGUAGGUGAAUUUAAAAAUUGGAAGACUCAUGGCAUUGGUAAACUAAUAUAAACAGAUAGUAAAAAAGUAAUCUAUGAAGGCAAAUGGAAAAAUGGUAAGUUUGUCGACCAUGUUAGUUCUCUCUGA
This is a messenger RNA of Tetrahymena thermophila SB210, 2034 nucleotides long. Its product is annotated as MORN motif protein. The record is from RefSeq and is a predicted model, not a curated record. The transcript has a single exon. NCBI's taxonomy places the organism in Eukaryota, Ciliophora, Oligohymenophorea, Hymenostomatida, Tetrahymenidae.